GACUCGCACUUCUCAUGGUCUACUAGCGACGAUUCCGCAUAGAAUUUUGGCUAAGUGGAAUGCAUGGCGGAACGAUUUCCCGUGAACAGCUCGUGCUUGCGGCUUGUUUCUCACUGUUCAACAUUUACUUCGCCAGCAUGGUGAAUAUAUAUCCACUCGUGGGUGCUCGAUACGUUACGGCAUGGAUUAACCAAAAAUAUUCACUUCAUUAUCAAACUUCCAUUCCUCGUCCAAUGCUUCAAGGUGACCGGUCGUCCCAAAGACCCAAGCAUGGGCGCCUUCCAACGUUUAUCGCCAGCCAUCUAUAAUGCAGUUAGCAUUAGUUAGUGGCUGAGAUCCGUUAACCGCGUAGCAUUUUCACUUCGCGCUUGUGAGCUAUACAAACUUCUAUAUCCCUGCUUGCUUUCCCAUGCACAUCAGCUUGUCCUAAGCUCUGCUUGGUAUAUCCGAACCUCUUCAACUCAUUCUGCAAUUUACCGCAUCCAACUCAAGCAAAAAAGCAAACCGAACAACCAUGUCAACUGAACCACGAACCAUCAAGGCUUACGCCUGCUUCGGUAAGAAGGAAGAGGUCAAGCCAUGGGAAUACAAGUCCCGUCCACUGGGCCCUGGAGACGUGGAAGUCAAGAUCUCACACUGUGGCAUCUGUGGCUCCGAUCUGCACACCAUGGACAGCGGCUGGGGUCCAUCGAUCUACCCGUGCGUCGUGGGUCAUGAAAUCAUUGGCGAGAUCACUCUGGCUGGAGACGAAGUCAAGGGCAUGAAGGUCGGCGACCGUGUGGGCGUCGGUGCCCAAGUGUUCGCGUGUCUGAACAAGGACCCCGCGUCACCGUGCAAACUGUGCUCCGCUGGUGACGACGCCUACUGCCCCCACAGAGUGUGGACGUACAGCGACAGAUACGCUGACAAGACCGUGACUUAUGGCGGCUAUGCCGAAUACAUCCGCGUCAUGCAUGAGUACGCCUUCAAGAUCCCGGACAACAUCCCAUCAGAUGUCGCGGCACCACUGCUGUGUGCCGGUGCGACGGUGUUCCGACCGCUGAAGGAGGCCGGCGUGAAGCCCGGUAAGCGUGUCGGUAUUGUGGGCAUUGGCGGCUUGGGCCAUUUGGCGAUUCAGUUCGCCAAGGCCAUGGGAGCUGACGCUGUCGUGGCCUUCUCUCGCUCACCGAACAAGGAGAAGGAAGUGCGCGACUUGGGUGCGACGGAUUUCGUCAACUACACGGACGAGAAGCAAGCCACUGCGGCGGAAAAGACGAUCGAUGUGUUGCUCGUCUGCGCCAAUGCCGACAACAUGCCGUACACGCUGUUCCUGAGCUUCUUGGCGGUCCGUGGCUCGCUCAUCAUGGUGGGUCUUCCCAAUGACGACGUCAAGUUCAGCGCCUUCGGUGUGGUCGCAAAGGGGGCGAACUUCGGUGGUAGCAACAUCGGCAGCAUCAAGGACAUCAAGGAUAUGCUCGAAGUGGCAUCCAAGAAGAACGUGCGUCCCGUGAUCCAGAAACUGCCCAUGAGCAAGGCCAACGAGGGCAUCAAGAUGGUGCGUGACGGCUCGGUGCGCUACCGUGUCGUGCUCGAGAACUAACUUGGUUAGUCCGUUCCAUGGCAUCAACGCCAUUUGCAUUCACUAUGUGCGUCGUUAGCAAAAAGAAAGCCAACAAACAACAACAGAAAAGCUAACAAUUAAUGAAAAACUAAAAUGAGACUUA
Molecule: messenger RNA, 1703 nt
Organism: Phytophthora nicotianae INRA-310
Lineage: Eukaryota; Oomycota; Peronosporomycetes; Peronosporales; Peronosporaceae
Exons: 1
Coding region: 515-1579 (354 amino acids)
Molecular function (GO): oxidoreductase activity, acting on the CH-OH group of donors, NAD or NADP as acceptor; zinc ion binding
Source: RefSeq, a predicted model, not a curated record